AUGGUGAUGGCAUAUAUCCGUGCUAAGAAGGAUUUACAGGAGUACGAGGAGAUACCUGGAAUAAGCAUCAAAUAUGACGAAGCAAAUCCAAUGAGAAUCGACCUGGAGGUCUGUCCCAACGAGGGACUCUACCAAGGUGGAAAAUUCAAGUUUGUCUGCGAAGUGCCAGAAGACUAUCCUAAUCGAGCUCCAGAAUUCAAAUGCUUGCAAAAAAUAUACCAUCCUAACAUCGAUCUGGAGGGCCAUGUCUGUCUCAACAUACUGCGGAACGACUGGAAACCAACGCUGACUCUGCAGUUGGUGUUUGCCGGAAUUCUACACCUGUUCUUACAGCCAAACGCCAACGAUCCCCUAAACAAGGAUGCUGCCAACGACUUGUCUAAGUACCCUGCCCAGUUUAAGAGGCAUGUUCUCAACGCAAUGGCGGGAGGAUACGUGGGCGACGAAAAAUUCGACAAAGUGGUAGACUACCCAGACAGAAGAUACUUGUAA
Molecule: messenger RNA, 492 nt
Organism: Ogataea haglerorum
Lineage: Eukaryota; Fungi; Ascomycota; Pichiomycetes; Pichiales; Pichiaceae
Exons: 2
Coding region: 1-492 (163 amino acids)
Source: RefSeq, a predicted model, not a curated record